CUUGACGUUUGAACAUGUAGGAAAAUGGAGCUGCUUGUUGUGUUUCUGUUCCUUCUUUACGCAUCUCAGGAUUCUUUGACUGUAAAAGUGGAGGUUUAUAAGGGAGAACAAUCUGUUGUUCUUCCCUGCCAGUACAGCCAAGUAUUAAAAGACAUUCUCACAGUGAAAUGGAGCCGCUAUGAUCUCAACCCCAAUACUGUACAUCAACAACAAGGAGGAGAYGACCUACAUUCACAAAAUCAACUUUUCAAAGGACGAACAUCAAUGACACCUCAUUCUCUAGACUCUGGUGAUUUCAGCCUCACUUUGAAAAAMCCCCAACUUUCUGACAGCGGGAACUAUAUCUGCAGUUUCAUUGAUGAUGAAGGAGAAAAAAAGCUAUCAGACGUUCAGCUCCAUGUCAAAGCCUCUAAGGAUGCUUUGACUGUAAACGUGGAGGUUCAGUGGGCCCAAUUUGUCGUGCUUCCCUGUCGAUAUGAUCAAGUAUUGGAAGAGAUCGUCACAGUGAAAUGGAGCCGCCAUGAUCUUAAUCCCAAMACGGUCCAUCAAAGACGAGAAGGAGACGACCUGCGUGGACAAAAUCAGAUUUUUAAAGGACGGACAUCAAUGAGAGCUGAUGCUCUGGCCUCUGGUGACUUCAGCCUCACUCUGACUGAACCUCCACUCUCUGAUAGUGGGAACUACACCUGCACCAUCAUCAAUGAAGAGGAAGAAAUUAAUCUGACAGAAGUUCAGCUGUMUGUCAAAGUGAAAAUACGUCCUGUGAUGAGUAGUGAUAUGACUGAGGAUGUAGAGGGCAAACAGAGUGGGUCCAAGGACGGAUCCUGGAGGGACUCRGGUGUCUGUAUGGGUCUGAGAUCUCGCUUUCUSAAGGGAAACAAACUCAAUUUGGUCAGAAAGUAA
Molecule: messenger RNA, 903 nt
Organism: Poecilia reticulata (guppy)
Lineage: Eukaryota; Metazoa; Chordata; Actinopteri; Cyprinodontiformes; Poeciliidae
Source: RefSeq, a predicted model, not a curated record